AGCGCUCGUCUGUGUCAGCCAGCGCGGCGAGCGGAGUGGGGCCCUCGGAGCGGGAGCCAAGAAAUCCUCAUUCCUCAAGAAGCCGUGCAGCGACCCAGCUGAGGUCCCGACUCCCAGGCUCCGCUCAGGACCAUGAGACCAGGCUUCUCCAGCGGCCCCCAAGGGGCGAGGAUGGCCGCCCGGCCCACUCCCUGCGGACACCCUCGGACCACCACAUCUUCCUAGCGCCCAGACAGAGGGGCCAUGCCUGGGGAGCAACCCCGUGGAGCGCCGCCCCCAACCAUGACCGGAGGCUUGCAGCCCUGCCAAACGGCCAGUGGCAUAGCCAGUGGCUCAGCUACACAGCACCCUGGCGAGGACAGUGCCCUGGCCAGCAGGUCCACCAAGGCCAUCAGAGAGGCAGGCAGUGGGGCCCAGGCCCUGGAGCCUCCUGAUACCCAGCCUCAGCAGGCUAGGGAGGUGGAGCCCAAGGCCCCACUCUCGAGAACCCAGCCCCUAAUCAUCCCCCAUGGGAAGGGUAGCAGCCCCCAGGCCCCGCCAGGGAGGAUCCACACACAGGCUCCCACGCGGCGUGCAAGCAGGGCAGACAGCAGCCCCAAGCAGCUCUACAGUCUGAGCAUUGUGGGCUCGAAGGCCAGACCAGCCUUGGAUGAGGGCCCACAGCCUGAGGGCCCACAGCGUGAAGCCCCCCAGCCCCCCGAGGCAGAGGCCCCACCUGCCCCAGAAGAGCUCAACUUCCAAAGGUGCUUCCAGGAGACCCCCUCCAGCUUUACCUCCACCAAUUAUACCUCACCGAGCACAACCCCUGGGCCCCCACCCCUCAGGGCCCCCCAGAGCAGCGACGCCAGUCCCUGCAGGCCGGCCUCCUACUCGGAAUUCCAGGCCAGUGGGGCCACUGCCUGGCCUCCCACUGCUGAGAACAACUUUCCAGGUGCUAGUUUCGGGGUGUCCCCCACAGAGCCGGAGCCCUUCCCUGAAGGCAGCAGCCCCAGGGUGGCCUCCUUCCAGUUCCCCUUCCCUGCGCUUCAUGGGGCCGGCCCAAAAUCCUUCCCCGAGGACACAGCUGGGCCUAAGUACUCCAAGAGGGCACUGGUAUUUGCCUUCCCCCAGCCUCAGGGAGCGUGGCCUGAAGAGGCGGUAAGCACGGGCACUGCCUACCCGCUGCCCUCCCGGCCUGCUCCCCAAACCCUGCCCUGCUACCCCAGCCAGCCCAGCGGCCUCAACUCCCCCAGUGACCUCGGCCAUGCUCUCCCCCAACCUGGUGCUGCUCACCCGGUCCCCCACCCCUUCUCAGAGAGCACAGCCACCUUCCCAGACAGUUUGCACAAGAGCCUGACCAAAGCCCUCCCUGAGAGACCACCUUCAGCCCACAAUGGGCUGGGGAGCCCCAGGGGACCCCCAAACUCUCUACCCCAGAGGCACUUCACCGGGCAGGUGUAUGGAAGCCCCAGAGCCAGCAGGGUGGGCACCAGUCCUGGGUCUCUGGACACAGAGCUGGCCACCCCCGGGCCCCUGCCCACCAGACAGCCCCAGCUCUGGGACCCCGCCACAGCCCCUUACUCCACACCUCCCUUGGGGCCUCCAUCCACCGCCAGGAGUGUGUUCUUUGAAGGCCAGCCCAGUCCAGGCCAGCGGCUUGGCCUUCCCCAGAGCCCCCCACUGCCCUGGCCCCAGGUGCUCCCAGCCACUGGGCCUAACCCCCAUCGAGUAGAGAUGCUGAGCCGGCUGCCUUUGCCCCCAGGGGCCCCAGAGUGGCAGGGAGGCAGCCAGGGAGCCCUAGGUGCUGCCAGCAAGACACCCGGGCCGGGAGAAAAGCUGACGUUGCUGAGAAACAGCCCGGGCCAGCAUGGCAGUGGCUCCCCGGGGCUGUUCACCUACAACGGGCUGCAAGACCCCGGAGCCCAGCCCCUGUUCUUCGGGGUGGCCCAGCCCCAGGUUUCACCCCGAGGGACCUCUGGCCUGCCCCCAGCCAGGCUGGUGGGAGCUUCUCCCAAUGAGUCCCCACUGCCUUCACCUGCCACCAACACGGCUGGCAGCAGCACCUGCUCAUCACUGUCACCACUGUCCAGCAGCCCAGCCAACCCCAGCUCAGAGGAAAGCCAGCUCCCCGGCCCACUUGGGCCGUCCACCUUCUUUCAAACCCCUACUCACCCCCAGGAGACCAGCAGCCCCUUCCCGUCCCCAGAGCCCUCACACACCCUCCCCAUUCACUACCAGCCAGAGCCAGUCAAGGCUUUCCCUUUCCCCACAGAGAGGCUGGGGGCCAAGGGAGCCUUCAAACACCUGGAGGAGGCCCCCUUCCCCAGCACGGUCCCUGAUGUGGGCAGCGGGGGCCUGGAGGGCUUCCCCCCUGAGCCGCCCCCGUACUCUGCCCACCACUUCCCACUCAGCAGUGCCAGCCUGGACCAGCUAGAUGUGCUGCUCACCUGCAAGCAGUGUGACCGCAACUACAGCAGCCUGGCUGCCUUCCUGGAGCACCGGCAGUUCUGCAGCCUGCUCCUGGCCAAGACCCGGGAGAGACACCAACAGCCCUCGGGGCUCCCCACGCCCCCCGCCACCCCCUCUGUGCUGGCCUCCCCCAAAGCACCAACCGGCGGGAACCCAAGCCCGCUCGGCCACACUAAGACGGUCCCCUUCCUGCUAGGGGGGGAUGUCCGAGUGGACGGCAAAGAUGACCCCUUGAGGACAAGUUUCUUGCCUGGCCUGGCUGCUGCCCCUUUCCCUCUCCCUGCCUCGGACCUGGACCUGGAGGACGACGCCAAGCUGGACAGCCUCAUCACCGAGGCACUCAAUGGCCUGGAGUACCAGUCAGACAACCCUGAGAUCGACAGCAGCUUUAUCGACGUCUUCGCCGACGAGGAACCUUCUGGCCCAAGAGGUCUCAGUUCUGGGCAGCUGCCCAAGACCAGAGUGGGGGCCAUGCCAGAGAACAAAGCCCAGCUCCCUCUCCCGGCCGUGGCUGCCCCAUUGGAACCCCAGGACCCCCGCCCUGGGAACAGGAGCUACCUGGCCCGCAACAGACCUAAAACCCGCUCCCUGGGCCCAGUGUCUGCAGAGGCCGAUGGGGCCAGCCUGGCCAGCCAGCAGAGGAAAGGGAAGCAGUUUAAGUUCUUCCGGAAAGAACUGGGCACGGCCAACACCACCAAGAGGCCGGGCAGGAACACCAGAGCCACCUGCCUAAGGACCAAGAGGAAGGGCAACAGAGCUGAGCCACCACACCCCCGGGACCUUAGAACUCAGGGCCCCAAGGGCCACACAGAUCCCAGUGGCCAGGCCCUCCCAGUGGAGACCAGGAGCUCUAAGCGCCUCCGACUGUCUCCCGGAAAGGAUUCCAGGAGGAGGAAGACGCGGAGUGGCACCUGGAGCAAGGAGCUCAUCCACAAGAUUGUGCAGCAGAAGAACCAGUUGCACAAGCGGCAGGUGCGGCAGGACCAGGAUGGGCGCGUCUCCCUGGCGAGCCAGAGGCCCGAGCCCAGCACCCUGGAUGGCGGGCUCCAGGAGUACGACUAUGCCUCGGAGUCUGAGGAGGAGGGUGCCUUGCAGCCACGGGGCUCCCGCGUCACAGGCCAGCCCCGCCACGGCUCUCAAAGGUGGCAUCGGGGUGAGAAGAGAAAGGAAGUGGACUUGGCCCCGGGUUCCCGAGAGGAUCGAGAGCAGCGGAAACCCAAGAAGGUCGUGAAGCAGGAAGUCAAGAAGCCAAGUGAGCCUUGCCCAGGCCCAGUUGAGAGCCCUGAGGCCAAAGCGGGCCCUAAGGAGAGAAGCCCCAAGCAUCUCCUGCAGGUUCCCACCAGCGCCAAGACCCCAGAGGAAAACCACCCAUCACUAGACUUUCCCCAAGAGACCAAGAACUCUGAAAUUGCUGAAGAGUUUCCCCCUGAUACCACAAAGCUGCUCAGAGGCGUUUCCAGUUCUUCUCCAGCCACGUGUGUGGAAGGAAGUCCCUGUCCCCCGGCCCCAGAGCAACCACAGCCAGGCAGAGAGGACACCAUGGUGCCCCACAGGAGCUCACCAGCACCAGGUGCAGGCAGUCUGCUGGGCGUCUCCCCAUGCACAGAACAUCCCAUCUCUGGUGACAAAGAGGACCCUCCUGCCUACCUGCCAAGAGAAUUACUGGUGCCUGUCAUUAACACCACCACUGCCUACCCUGAGCCCAACAUCCUAUUUUUAAAGACCCCUGAUCUUGGCUGUGACCCUGCUCUUUUUAACAGAGACUCUGUGGCUCCAGCUACCAAAAAGGGGCCCCAGCCUUACAGUAGCCCCCACAGUGAAUUGCUCCUUGGACCCAAAGAACUGGCUGGCUGUUUCCACGAAGACCUAUACUCCAAGCCCUCAGCUCUAGACACUCUGCCAGCCAGCAACAUGCACCUUCGCCAGGAUGGUGUGGACACCAGUUCCCUCAAGCCAAAACCUCCCAGGAGUCCACCCUACACAGCCGACACAGACCCACACAAAGCCAAAUCACCGCUGACCUCGGAGUCCACGCCUCUCCUCUCAGGGCUGCCCAUGGAUGGCUUCAACUCGCCCAUCUAUAGCAGCCUGUCUGGAAAUGAGGAUACCAACUCACCAUCUGUGUGCACCGAACCUCCCCCAAGGAAACCCCAGCUAGACCCACCAUACCCCUCACUUCUCCCUGAGAAAGGCUGGUCCUUGCUGGAGGAAGUGUCCCCGAUGCUGUCCAGCCAUCUGGGCCAUUUUCCUGAUCUCUUAGGGGAAAAGGCAUUCAGUAAAAAGCGUCCCUGUGAAGGGACAGUGGCCUCCAGUCCUUCCCCUUUGCCCGGCAAGGUUAGUGAAUGUAGCAUCGCUUUUAUGAACAGCCUGUCUGAGGAUGAAUUAGAGAUCAAGAGAUUGGUCACCGAAUUAGAAAGUCAGUUGCAAAGUCAGGAUGUACAUGAGGCCCCAGGCGAGUUGUGUGGAGCUGAGCACAAAGGCAAGGUGUGCUCGGGCACAGGCACCCCUCUGCCUGGCCACCAGGCCACCUCGCCCCGAAAGGACACAUUCUCUGCAACUGACCUCACUGGUCUUGAGGAACUGAGUCCACGCCAGGAAGGGGCAGAAACAACUGUAGCCACCAAACAGGGGACUCUGGGGAGUCCCAAGGAGGAAUGGCCCUCAUUCCAUCCGGGAGAAGCAGCCCCUCUCCCUAGCACCCACAGAGACCGGAUUUCUGGAGCUCCUUUCAGCCCCACUGGAGCCAGCCUCAGUUUCCAGCCAGUGCAGAAUGUGAGAAUCUCCAGGACGGGGCUUCCCGAGGCAGAAGAGAGCUGUAGGGUCCGCCCAGAAGCCUGUCUGCCCGACCCUAGAGAGCCACUCAAGCCUCCAUCAGAAAGGGAGAGUUUAGUAAAAUGCAGCCCAAACCAUGAACCUUUACUUCUUAAAAAUGACACAGCCACCAGAAUCCAUCACAGCAAAGACAUCCUGCUGCUCCUUCCCUGCACACAGAGAAGAGGGCUAUUCCCAGGAUCCCUCAAGGCACAGGGGCCCUGCCAAGAUGCGCCUGAGCUGGAAGCACUCAGCAGCCCUGUCGCCCAUCUGGCACCUGACUUGGCAUUUCAAGGUGCCAGGGUUCUGCAUCUGGGUGCCACUCCACCUUCUGGUGCCAGUCACAGUGAUAUCACCAAGGGACACUCUGUAAGCAUCACAGGCAGGCCAGAAGGAGCAGGGCCCCACCACCCUGUGGUGGGGGGCCUUGGCUCUGAGGAUAAUAAGGAGUUUGCACCAGCGGGGGCCUCCCACAUCCCCACCAAGGGACACUCUGUAAGCAUCACAGGCAGACCAGAAGGAGCAGGGCCCCACCCUGUGGUGGGGGGCCUUGGCUCUGAGGAUAGUAAGGAGUUUGCACCAGCGGGGGCCUCCCCACAUCCUGCUUGUGUGCCUGAUGCCAGUCCUGGCAGGAAGCCCCAGGACCCAGCCACAAGCCCCCUAUGUCAACUCCAGCUCCUGGUGGCCAGAGCAGCUGAGAAUGAAAAUGACACACAGGGGUUACAGGGGCCUCUGCCUGCCAACACCCAGAACCUUCAACAGAGCAGUCCCUCAGAUCGGGAAGGGGAGAGCAUAGAAGGUGAGAACGUCACUCACAGUCCUGCUAAGAGCUCUGAUAGGGGCGUGCAGAUGACAUCUGCCCCUGAAAUGACCAGAUGUCAGCUGGGACCAGAGACAGAUGGACAUCUGGGCUUGCUCGGCCAGGCUGAGAAGCUCAAAGGCCAAGGCAAAGCCAGCCAACUACAGCCAGAUUACUGGGGGACCCCAGAGGAGCCAAAUGACCUUGCCACAGUCAAUGCUGAUCCUGAAACCACACAGGCCAGCCCAGCUGGGGCUGCAAACCAACUAACGGGACAGCUCCAGGGAAGCAGGGCAGCCUUGGGCCUUCAGAAUGAGGCACGGGCCAUCCCAAGCCCUACCUCUGAUGCAGCGUCUUUUGUCCCGACCUUGGCAGCAGCCCACUCCCAAAAUGAGCCUGAGGACUGGACUCCAGAAGAGGCAGCCAGCCCAGGCCUUAAGAAGCACCUAUUCCUCUGUGGGGAGAGCCCAGAACCCCCCAUGAGUAACCUAGCCAGAUGUGCCCCCUUGCCCAUUUCUGUAGCUACCCCUGUUCCCUGCGGCCUUGAGCACCUGCUCCAGGAAGACCCUCCCACGAUGCCUUCAGGUGAGCUGAGGGGGCUGGUCCCAGCCUCUCUAUCCUGCAGAGACCCUACCAGCCCAAAGCACCUGCCAGCCUGUUCCUCUGCCUGGACAACUCCAAAAAGGGCUGACUGUACCCCAGCCCCCACAGAUGAUGGGGCUGGGGGGCCCCCCGCGGCACCCUCAUCUUUAAGGACAAGCCCCUUUGGCCUCAAGGAAAGUCUGGCUUGCUGCCCUCUCCUGGGAGAACACAGCUCCCUGGAAGACCCUCCCUUGGGCCAGCCCAGUUUCGUCAAUGUCUUCACUCCCACCCAUGUUGGGGACCACCUUAAAGGCCACAUUUCAAGAACCCUAGAGAGUUCCAGAAAAGAAAGGCUGAGGGGAUCUUCUGUCUGUGACGCCCCUCCUCCCCCAAGAGUGACCAUCAAGGCUGUUGCCCUACCCAGCAUUCCCACCACAGGCAUGGCGGCAGUCGGAGGCCCCAGGGCUGAGUGUCCAGACCAACGCUGCAGGGGAACCCCACCCCACACCGGCCCUGACAGGAUGCCCAAAGGCCCCUCCUCAGAACCCCCAGGAAAAGGGGAAGGCCAGAGCACCACUACUGUGCCUGCCGACCCUUCCACCCAGGGGACCACAGGGCCAGAGCCCCAUGCCUGCUGGGAAGGCCAGGUGGGGGCCAGCUCCCAGGGCCAGGAAGAACUGGAGAUACCUGGGGCUGAGCACCCUGGCAUUACAAAGGCCUCCGAAGCUGGUACUAGGAGCCCAACAGUCACUCGCUCUUACGAAGAGCUCCACCCAGGCAGAGCCACCUCUCUGAACAGCACAGCCAGCAACUCCAGAACCGAUUCCCCCCAGAGCCUCAGAAAUGUCCUCUACCAGAUGCCCCAGGAGGACACCCUCUGUUCCCAGGACCCCAGACAGAAGCCUCGUGGCUUUAGAAAGAGACCCGUGUCCACUGAGAAUGGCCACUGGAAGGACCGAGACCCCAGCGGGCAGCCCGUGACUUGUGAGGUUUGCUCGGCUACCUUCCGCUCCAGGCCGGGCCUAAGCCGCCACAGAGCCAGGAAGCACAGGCUGCACAGGGGGGCCACCUCCCAGCCAACUCCCCUGGUGCUGCCCACUCCCCACCCUGGGGAGCCCGCAGCCCAGAUGUGCCGCACCCCUGGAAAGAAAAGCCGCAGGGCACCUGGAAAGGAGAAACUGAAGCACGGGCCGAGUGGCCCCAGCCACAUUGCUGGUUCGCCUCCCAUCCAGGGCUCCACGGCUCCUGAAGACAUCCCAGGUCCUGACACAUCCAAGGGGCUCAGGCGGGGGCUUGGCAUUCUGGGAACACCAGGUUGUCCCCCCAGCCGGGAACCACAACCCCCAGGCCUGGUCAAGCAAGGGGUGGACAUGAGUCCUGCAGAGCCCAGGAAACGGGACCGCCUGGAGAGGAAUGAGCCUCGUCCCAAACAGGCAGCGAGAGGAGGAGGCCGGAGGUGGGGCAGAGAGCCCACAGACGUCCCCAGCAAGUCAGAGGGAAAAUCAAAUAAGAAAGCGAGAAAGCCAAGAACGAGAAGGUUCCGGGAGGAUAGUAGUCCUCCAGUCUCUCCUGAUGUGAUUUCAGAUAGGAGCCCCUGGAAUCCAUCAGCUGAGGUUGCCAUUUGCCCAGCCCCUCCGAGCCACUGCCUCUCACCAGAGGCAGAGCUGGAGACCGAGGUCAUACAGCCACCUCUCCCUGUGGCCACAGACCUGGAGAAGAUGGCCACACAGAAGUCACCUGGGAAUUGGGUGGCCCGUCCAGGGAGGAUGAAGGGGGUGUCUCCCGGGGAAGGACCAGGGGAGCAGAAGGCAGCUUCGGCAAGGGGGUGCCAGGGAUCCAGAGACACCAGGACAUCGGGCAUCUACAGAGGGCCAUCACAGGCAGCUAAGGGUAAGCCUGCAAGGAACAGCAGAGUGGCCAAGAGUGAGUCAGGGCAAGGUGUCUGCGAGGGGCACAAGCCCCCAUCUGGACCUCCAGGACCUCCAGAGAAUUGUGGUUCUGAAGCAGGCAGCACCAUCAGCACUUGCCUCCAGAGCCCCCUGCACAGCCCAGAAGACAGGGUCCAGGAACAUGAGUGUGUGGCUCCUGAAGCCCCCAGCUCGGGUCUCAGGGACCCUCAUAGCUUGUUUGAUGAUGAAGCCUCCUUUUCCCAGCUCUUCCCUCUGGGCAACCGCUUAACUCGGAAGAAGAACCCCCGAGUCUACGGGAAGCGCUGUAAAAAGCCAAAGCCCCCGCCACCGCUGGAGCCCAGUGGCGAGUUCCAGGGCAGCGCUGCUCUGUCCUCUGCCCGCCUGCCCACAGACCUCAGUGACUCGGGCUCCCUCUGCUUGUCCCACGAGGACCCGUGGAGUGACGAGGCCGUGAGCCUGCCCGAAUCCUUCCUCCUGGAGGGCUUCCUCAGCAGCAAGAUGCCUGGCAUUGACCCCUGGGCCCCUGGGCCCAGACCGUGGGCCCUGGAGCCUGACCUGGAUGCAGACUAUGCCAAGCAGGGGCCCUCCUGCAGCGCCGAGGAUCACCCAUCAGAGAACAUCCCUGAGCUGCACAUGGUCCCAGAAGCUUGGCGAGGCCUGGAGCUGCAGGCUCCCACUGAUGAGACCACCUCUUCUUUCGGAGACAUGAGCCCCGAGCCUCCCAACCUGGAACGAGAACACUAUGACUGCGGACUCCCAGGGAACGCCAUGGAUCUCGAGAGCUUCGGCGCCAAACUUGAAAUGCAAGAUCUGUGCUUCCUGGGACCCUGUGAGGACCCUGUGGGUCUCCCCAGCAUGAGCUUCUUAGACUUCAAGGCCACAACAAACUCCCAGGGACCACGAAGCGAAAGGACAGAGGAGGCAGCCGGGGCCAGAAGGACCCCAGGCAGGCACAGGCAAGCCAAGGCCGGGAGGGCACCCUACAAGUGCAGGGUGUGCUUCCAGCGCUUCCACAGCCUCGGUGAGCUGGACCUCCACAAGCUGGCCCACAGCCCCUCGCCUCCCCCCACUUGCUACAUGUGUGUGGAGCGCAGGUUUGGCUCUCGUGAGCUGCUGCGGGACCACCUGCAAGAGAAGCAUGUACAGGGCCGGGCAGGGCUGUGGGCCUGUGGCAUGUGCCUGAGGGAGGUGGCCGACAUCUGGAUGUACAAUGAGCACUUGCGGGAGCACGCCCUUCGGUUCGCCCGCAAGGGACCGUCACGGAGGUCCCUGGGGGACCCUCCUAGAUGCUGGGAGGGGGACAGCACUGUCACACACUUUCUGAGCAGCAUCAUGGGGCAGGUGUCCAAACCCCACAAGGGCAAGUGCUCAGUUGGCCAGGCAAAUGAGGGCCCUGCAGAGAGGGAAAGGGCAAAACCCAAGGCUCGCGCCAACAACUCAAACCAGGAUGGCGCCUCGAUGACAGACAGCACCUUGGCCAAUGGCAGCCCGUCAGCCUGCAAAAACCCCACUCCUCCCAGCAGUUCUGCUACUCUCCCCAGCUCCACCAAGACGUGCCCCAACCCGUCCCCUGACCCCUGCUCCAAUCGCGAGCUUCUCCUCCACAGCAUCCCAGUGCACCAGGACUGCAAGGACCCCUCCCGCGACUGCCACCACUGCGGGAAGCGGUUCCCCAAGCCCUUUAAGCUGCAGCGCCACCUGGCGGUACACAGCCCGCAGCGCGUCUUCCUGUGUCCCCAGUGUCCACUGGUCUACCCUGAGCCUCGUGAGCUCCGCAUGCACCUGGCCAGGGAGCAUGGAGUGAGGGAAGAGCAGGAGAUGCAGCAUACCCUGCUGUACACCUGUGAGCUCUGUGCCAAUGUCACACACAUCAGCAAGAGAUCCUUUGUCUGCAGCUCCUGCAACUACACAUUCACCAAGAAGGAGCAGUUCGACCGACACAUGGACAAACACCUGAGGAGGGGGCAGCAGCCCUUCACAUUCCGUGGGGUACGGAGGCCAGGAGCCCCUGGGCAGAAGGCCCCAGCUCGAGAGGGCACACUGCCCAGCAAACGGCGAAGGGUGGCCACGUCCAGCAGCGCCCCCGGGCCAGUUGUGGACCAGUCUCUACCCCUGGACAGCAGCCCCACCCUCAGUGAGGUGACCACCCCAGCCCUGCUCCAGCCCUGCCUGGAGGCGGCUCCAGGUGGCAUCAAGGGUCAGCCCAGGACCCCAGAGAGACCCAUGGACCCUGUGAGCAACGUGGUCAGGGGGAGCAAUCUGCCCUCUGACCCCCAGGAGCUCUUGCUCCCAUCUCUGUCUCCUUUCCCAGCGGCCUCAGCUGGUGGUAAAAAUGGCCACAAGCCAGACCAAGCCCAGGAAAGCCACACAAACGAGGCUUCCCCAGGCAGCCCAAGGCCUCUUCUACAGCAGGCUUUCCCAGUGGAGGGGCCUCUGCCCUGGCCAGGGGCCAGAGGCCGAACUAUAGAGGAACAGAGGCCUGUUGGCCUGUUCUCAGGGAAAUGCAGGACCCCAGGUACCCCUGGCAAAUGUGCCCCUGCCUAUUGCCCAGAAGCACCCUCCCUGCUCCAGAAGAAGCAGGUGUCUACAUGCCACGUGGUGCCUGAGGGGAACACAGGGGGCUCUUCCCACAAAGGCAGUACUGCCAAGCAUGGGGGCUGCCGGAAUUCAUCGAAGGACAAGUCAGCUUUGUCCACCCCCAACAAAGCACCCAAGUUCUCAGUGCCAUCAAAGAAGGCCACGGUCAGCCCAACACCUGGAGAACCAACCCAUGGCACUGAGGACAAGCAGAAGCCCACUGCCCUCAAAACCAAGCCGGGCCCCAACAGUGGAGGCCAUGGAGGCCAACAGCACAGCACCAAGACAGCAGGUGGCAGCCAGCCCCAGCCAGCCAGCGGGCAGCUCCAAAGCGAGACAGCUACCACCCCAGCCAAGCCCAACUGCCUAGGCCAGAACCCCACCCCAGACAAGCCCCUGACUCGAGCUCCAGCCAAGAGCUACUCUAAGGCACCAAGGGAAGCUGGUAACCAGAGGCCCCAGGGGAGCCCGGGCCCCAGGGAGGAUGGGGAGGGCAAAGAGAAGAAGAGAAAGGGCCGGGCCCUCGGACCAACCAAGAACGAAAAUGUGGGGAGCUUGGGGAGAGCUUCAGUCCCUGACAAACCACCCCGGGCUCCCCGAAAGCAGGCUACUCCCAGCCGUGUGCUCCCCUCCAAGACCAGAUCCAGUAGCCAGAACAGCGCAACGCUGCCCCAGCCCUCUGAGCAGCAAAAGGGGGAGCCUGGCCACUCAUACCGAGACUUCAGACGCAACAAAGACGGGCUGGGCAAGGCCUUCCCUGAGGCGAGACCCCUGCACAGGCCCCCUAAGAGGGGCAGAGCUAUCCAUGGUGCUGAACCUGCCAACCCCCGUGCCUGCUGGACAGCUGAGUCCCAGAGCGACCUCCUCAGCCAGCUCUUCGGACAGAGACUAACCAGCUUCAAGAUCCCUUUGAAAAAGGACCCUUCUGAAUAAUUUAUAGGAGUGAGCAAGUGCAUGGGAGAAGGGCUGGGGGACAAGCCCAGCAAAUGAGGGACUCCUGUCUACACUGGUGAGCUUCAGUCUUCUGAGAGAGUUCGCUUGGAGGCCACAUCUUAAUCCAUCUGACUUACCAUACAGAUGCUCAGACUUCGGUGUUAGAGUUGAGACUAAUGCUUUGAGCAGAGCCUGGGGUGGAUGGACAGCUAGAAGGCGAGGGUGAAGGGCAGGCCAGCUGCAGUCUCUUUGAGACCACACAGCUGUUUUCUCAGUACCAAGAACUUGAAGGAAGAGCAGCUCACACCCCACAUACUGUGUGCUCCGGUUGUGUAGGCACAAUACACCACAGAAGCCCCUCCUUUGACGGUUUGCAGAGGAUCCCCCUCCCUAUGUCAGCUAUCAGGGAAGUGCAAUGAGGCAGCCAUGGUCAGAAGGCGGCAGACCCCUCUUAGUCUUGUUGCUGCUGUAGCUGGAAUUCCAAAGUGGCUUUACAAAUCAAAUGGGAUGGGGGGUGGGGAGUGGCAGGGCUCUCCGCCUAGAAGAGUGGUUUGUGAGCUGCCUGACCCCCCCCAGAGCACAACAGGCCUUCUCUGACAACACGAUCUUGACGGCCACUGUCUGUACCACCAGCAGAAGCAUUGGUCUCCAAUGCACCUUGACCCCUGAGGACCAGGUUCAUAUCCAGACAGGGAGAAAGCUGCUCACUGGCUAGCUUCUACCGGUCCACUGGUUGGUCCUCCCUCCCCAUCCCACCCCUCUUCCCCCGGCCCCAACCCAGCCUCUGCAAUUGAUUUCUAGAGCCUUCCUCCUACACGGAGCUCUCGCUGCAAAUAUCAGCAAUUUAGCUCUGAAGUUUCUGGUGCUAUUUUCAUGUUGUAAUGUGAAU
Molecule: messenger RNA, 12949 nt
Organism: Pteropus alecto (black flying fox)
Lineage: Eukaryota; Metazoa; Chordata; Mammalia; Chiroptera; Pteropodidae
Gene: ZNF469
Product: zinc finger protein 469
Source: RefSeq, a predicted model, not a curated record